UUGGCGUCUCAUUCGCGUCGGUGCAACGCAGCGUGGCGGUUGUCAGCGCGCGCGCCGCCAUCUUUAACGUUCCAAAAUCAAAUUAAAACAAAAACAAACGUUAUAUCAUCGUUACUGUACUAACGUGUUAAAUAUAAUGUUUAAUUGUGUGUGAUUACCGUGAUGUUGGAAAAGAUUUGUUUUAUGUGAAAGACAAGUGUUUGUGACCUUUCGUGUUCCAAAGGAGUAUGUAAGAUGAAUUCGAAAAAGUUAGAAUAUUUCCAAGAUGAUGAGAUCGACGAGAAGCUCAAUCUCAGCUUCUUAGAUCUGGCUGCAUUACGACAACUGCUCGAAAACGAAACCGGUGGCACAUCCUGUCCCAGUUGUAACAUGCCCUUUGACAAGGGUAAAAAGAGAAAGCUUAUCGACACGUGCGGGCAUGAGCGCUGCUACUCGUGCAUGUUCAGGAACGAAGCGUGCCCCAUCUGCGCCCGCAACAAUCAAAACCGGCGGCCCGGCAUGGAGCGCUGCACGCCCUCGCCGCAACGGCCACGCGAUCACGACUCUCCAUCCCCACUACGCUUACCUAGACCCCCAAAACAACCUUCCAGUCUCACACAGACCUGUCCCACACCGCCCCACACCAGGCGGAGAUUCUUCCUCAGUCCCAAAUCCCUUAGAAGCCCCUUCGGCCAACGCACCUCGCGACAUUCGCACGAGAACCACGUCCCACUAUCUGACGAUGAAGGCGGUCACAUCAAGCAAGGCUUCGAAUCGCGACGGCAGAAUGACCUGUAUAUGCGUCUCGGUCUACUCCUCGGGGAGAGAAGGGGACGGAAUAAGUCUCGGGAUAGCUGCACCUCGCUCGCUUCCCUCGACGCUCAUACCCUGGCCUCUCAUAACACCAGCCCGGUGUCAACGCUGACUGGUUCAUCAGAGGUCGAGGCUGCUACGCCACUAGGCCGCGACUCGCUGGGUUCUCUCGCCUCCAUGUCGCUCUCCGCGGCCAGCAACUGCUCGUCUUCCAGCCCUGGCAGUAGACGGCAUUCUGUUAAUGCAUUACAAAGUCGUUCGGAAGAACUGACCCGUAUGUCAAGUGGUUUCUUCAAGAACAGGAAAACCGCCGCCAGAAGGUCAGCUAGAGUUGGCAGCAGUAAAUCCUCUACAUCAUCAGAUAUUAAAAAAGUACACCCGGCACCACAACUGAACUUGCGGCCUCUUUUCUUCGAGGUGCCCUCUGCAGACAGCCAGGACUGCUACUCCGGUAGACAGUGGCUCCUCAAGGAUAUGGAAAAGGCGUUGGAGUCUUCAUCAUCAGGCAUCCUAAUCUCCGGCAGCCCUGGUACUGGUAAGACGGCCCUCAUCCUGCAGCUGGUUCAGCAUUCCUGCUUUGGCAGGAACCGGAACUUCGAGUACGAAGAGCUUCGAGAACAGUCAGAUUUAGGAGAUAUCCUGCCCGAGGACCUCGUGGAAGGAAUGUUCACACACCUCUCCUCGCAAGUCGUUGCUUAUCACUUCUGUCAGGCGGACAACAACAGCACUUGCCUAGUCGGCGAAUUUGUACAUUCUCUAGCAGCACAACUCUGCCAAGCUCCAAGACUACAGGCUUACAGAGAAUACCUCCUCAGUGAACCCCACCUCUUAGCAUGUCUCUCUCUGAAGGAGUGCAUCGCAGACCCCGACCUCGCCUUCAUCAGGGGCAUCAUAGAACCCCUCACGAUACUCAGAAGGAACGGCAGCAUUGAUUCAACAAACGGUAUCAUCCUUGUCGAUGGUCUUUGCGAAGCGGAAUACCAUAGACCGGAUCACGGCUACACCAUCGCGACAUUCCUAGCGCGACACGUCGCUGAAAUGCCAACCUGGCUUAAGAUUGUCGCCACUGUAAGGACCCAGUUCAUCGAACUCACUAAACAGCUGCCAUACACCAGGCUAAGUCUAGACGAGUCAGAUAACGUCCAGAAAGAUCUACUAAAGUACUUUAACGCGAGAUUACAGGCAGCUCCGAUCAUAGAAACCAACAUCAAAUGCUCUACGGGAAAAUCAGAAAGCGCUCACAAUUCAGUCAUGAAAUUCGCUCAAUACGUGCUCCAUUUAAGUCAAGGCUCGUUCCUAUUCCUUAAACUUAUCCUCGACCUCCUCGAAAGGAGUCACAUCGUCGUCAAAUCCACCAACUAUAAGGUGGUCCCGAUAUCACUUGCCCAAAUAUUCCUUCUGCAAUUCAAUCUCCGCUUUCCCACAGUACAGUCUUUUGAGAAAGUCACACACAUCCUAAGUGUCUGCUUAGCAGCGCUAUAUCCUCUUACUUUGGUCGAAAUAUACUAUUCAGUUAACUCCUUGCUAGUAGACACUUUUCUUCCAUGGGAUGAGUUCUGCCAUAGAUUCGACACCUUAACAGAUUUCCUCGUCAAGAGAAUUGACAACACUUACAUGUUCUUCCAUCCAUCGUUCAGGGAAUGGUUGAUACGUCGAGAAGAUAACGAGAGCUCAAAGUUCCUGUGCGAUUUGAGAGCAGGUCACUGCAGUAUCGCGUACAGACUGUCAAGGGUCCAGGCUCCCUUGGACCCAGAAAAGAGCAUGGAGUUGGGUCACCAUAUUCUCAAAGCUCAUAUGUACAGGAAUCUGGGCCCAGCUCAAUUGGGCUUAUGUCCGAGAGACUUGCAAGCUAUGUUAGUGGCAACCAGUUCGGCGAACGUUGGUGAAGCGAUUGCCAAUUUGAGGAAUAUUUACACGCCGAAUGUGAAAGUGUCGAGGCUGAUGCUUCUGGCUGGAGGGUCACCGAACCAAGUGACGGAAUGUUUGGGCAACGCGCCGUUGCUCUGUAUGUACUCCUACCAAGGCAUCCUGGCGAUGGUUGGUUUGCUAAUAGAAUUUGGUGCUGACCUCGAGAUGACCAACUCUCAGGGCUGCUCGGCGCUGGCUCUCGCCUGUCAGCGAGGACAUACUGAUGUCGCGAAAAGACUUAUUGCCGCCGGUGCAUCCCUGAGUCACACAGACACGGCUGAGCAGACGCCACUUGUACAUGCGGCUAAGAAUGGUCACCGCGAUACUGUCAUCUACCUGCUGGGCUGCCAGGCGGAAGCUGCGCCCGCAGCCAGCCCCGCAGCCAGCCCCGCCAGCGCCCGCCUCGAGCACCUCGUGCCCGGCGCUCGGCACGCGCUCGUCGCCGCCGCACAGAACGGACAUCUUGACAUCGUCGAGUACCUUCUUGAUACUGCUGAACUUAUCCCGGACGGCAUCUGCCCGGUGACGGGGGAGACGGCGCUGACGGCGGCGUGCGGGGCGGGGACGGCGCGCGUGGCGGACGCGCUGUUAGUACGCGGCGCGACGCCGUACGCGCUGAACGCGCGGCAGCUGUCGCCGCUGGCGCUGGCCGCGCGCCACGCCCGCGCCGCGCUGCUGCUGCGCCUGCUGGACUGCGGCGCUGACGUCAUGGGCUCCGACGGCAAGAACCCGCUCAUACUCGCCGCCGCUGAGGGACAUGAUGAUAUUGUUGAAACAUUACUUGCACAUGGAGCCGACCCGGACGCGGUAGACGCGGAUGGUAUUUCAGCGCUGGGCUGGGCGUGCUUGCGCGCACGCAUCCCCACAGUCGUGCUUUUACUAGAUAAAGGCGCAUCUAUAGAGCUGGCAGACAGCAGCGGGCGCACGGCGCUGGCGCUGGCGUGCGGCGCGCCGGCCGAGCUGGCGGAGCUGCUGCUGGCGCGCGGCGCCUCGCUGGAGCGCGUCGACCGCAACGGCCUGCGCCCGCUGGACCGCGCCAUCGGACAGCGCAACCUACCCGUGGUGAGCUGUUUUCUAAGGAAAGGUGCGAAGCUUGGCCCCACUACAUGGGUCAUGGCGUCCGGGAAACCUGAAUUUAUGCUACUCCUUCUCAACAAGUUGUUGGAGGACGGCAACAUGCUGUACCGCAAGUGCCGGCCCUCGGAAGCCGCGCACCGCUACCAGUACGCGCUGAAGAAGAUCAGCCCGCUGCUGGGGGAGGACGCCGCGCCGCCGCCGGACCACGCCGCCGCCUUCCUCCAACUCAACACCAAUCUCCUGCUUAACCUGUCCCGGUGUAAACGGAAGUUAAACGAACCAUCAGAAGCACUGGAUUUAGCGGCGCGUGCAUCGAUCCUUAGACCUAAUGCAUUCGAAUGCGCGUACGCAAUGGCCCGAGCUAUAUUAGCCCUAAACAAGCCCUCAGAGGCCCUCCCCCACGCCCGGCGGGCCCUCCUCCUCGCCCCGCCCACUGACAUGUCCGCUGUGAGAACACUAAAAGCCCUACAACAAGAAAUACUAACAAGGAUUAACACAGGAUCUAUUAGUUUAAACGGAGAUACUCGUUCUAUGAGGAAUUACGACAGCAUCAGCCUUAAUAUGCCUUAAUUUUUAUUGUACAAUUUGACAGUUUCAUGUACGUGUACAAUUUAAUACUCUCAUGUAAGUGUACAAUUUGACACUCUCAUGUAAGUGUACAAUUUGACACUCUCAUGUAAGUGUACAAUUUGAAACUCUCAUGUAAGUGUACAAUUUCGCCGACCCUACGGGAGUAGGAUAAG
This is a messenger RNA of Papilio polytes (common Mormon), 4520 nucleotides long. RefSeq names its product protein TANC2 (gene rols). The record is from RefSeq and is a predicted model, not a curated record. Gene Ontology annotation, molecular function: protein binding. The transcript has 15 exons. Bases 235 to 4347 code for a protein of 1370 amino acids. NCBI's taxonomy places the organism in Eukaryota, Metazoa, Arthropoda, Insecta, Lepidoptera, Papilionidae.